AUGGCCCGCCGGCCGAUUCAAUUCGAUUGGAACAAGUCAACGCCCCAAUUUUCCUCGCGGCCAACGACCAUCCCGACGUACUUCCCGUCUGCUCCGCCGCAUGUGUCCAGCUCCCCUGAAUAUUUCGAUCGUCUCGCGCCGGAGACGCUGUUCUUCCUCUUUUACUACUCGGAGCGCAAAACCACACCUCACGAAAUCACGGACACGUUUGAAAAGGGUACGUACAUCUACUGGGACUGCGAGGCAUGGAACUACGGGCAGCGCGAGGACUUUUGCUUUGAGUACCGCUACCUUGAGGAUGAGGAUCAGUUGUUCUGCGCGACGAUCGCCGUCACUGGAAGCAAGGCCGACGUGCUGGCGUCGACGACCGACUUCAUUCGGUCUACGAAGUGCCUGGGCAUCGACAACUUGUGCAAGCAGUUCGAAGAGCUGAAGACCUACGUGCCGGCCAACCCAGCGGCCACGGCGUUUGAAGCGAACCGCGUCAAGAACCGCUACAUGGACAUCCCCUGCCUCGACGAGACGCGCGUCAAGCUCACCAUUGAAGAUAAGGAGCGCGAAGGCGAUUACAUCCACGCCAAUUGGUGCAAGAUACCAGACGGGCCGACGUUCAUCGCUGCCCAGGCGCCGCUCGACACCACCAUCGGCGAUUUCUGGCGCAUGUGCUGGGAGCAUGAAGUCGUCAACAUAGUCCAACUGACGAAGUUGCAGGAGGGCGACAAGAUCAAGUGCUCGGCGUACUGGCCCACCGAACCCGGCGAUCACAUGAACCCGUCCGGCUGGUUCGUCAACAACAAGAAGAAGGAGGACAAGGGCGGCUUCAACACGCUGACCAUCGAGCUGCUGCCGAACGGCUGCUCGAACAGUCGGAUGUUGCGCAUCAUCCAGUGCCUCGAUUGGCCGGACAAGGGCGUGCCGGCUGGCCACCGGGAGAUCCUCCGCCUUCUCCGCGUCGUCGCCGACGGUGACGUGCUCAAUCCGGGACAGACGUUGAUGCACUGCUCGGCGGGCAUAGGCCGCACCGGCAGCCUGAUCCUCACCAGCUGGGCCCUCUCCAGGCUUUACGCCGGCAAGCGCAUCGACAUGAAGCAGUUGCUGCAAACACUGCGCGACCAGCGAGCGCUCGCCGUCCAGAGCACCAGCCAAUAUCUAUUGGUGUUCCUCAGCUGCGUCGAAUACAUCACGAAGAAGGGCACGGUGCCGGCGAGCGACACGGCCACCCUGAUCACGGACCUGCGCAACGCCAUGAACGCGAUGCAGACGCUGCCGGCCACCAGCCAC
Mesorhabditis spiculigera is the source of this 1281-nucleotide messenger RNA. NCBI's taxonomy places the organism in Eukaryota, Metazoa, Nematoda, Chromadorea, Rhabditida, Rhabditidae. The record is from the annotation of a GenBank genome assembly.